AUGGGGGAGAUAUUCUUGGACAAAGCACUUGGGCUUCUGUCGUCAGACAAGCAGAAGGACCGAGGUGAUGGCCUAGCAGAUUUGAAACACAUAUUCCAGCAAAAUAAACAUGGCUCAAAGCUACUGGACCUCAGCGAUAAAGCCUGCCACAAGAUCUUUGAAUCAUUGUUUCGAUUUGUUGCGUUAGAAAGAUCAAUAUAUCAUCGCGCCAAAAGAUCAAAUUCCAAGAGCCCUUCUAGUACCCGAUUGUCAACAUGCGCGUCAGUGCUUCGGACUGCAGUCGAUAUCUUUUUGCGGAACCUGAGAACCAAAACUGUCCGUGCGAUAAUUGAACAUGUUAUCGAGACCAUACCAGUUCCAGGAGAAGAUCUAUGGGAGCCUUUGAGCGUCGACUAUACGAAAUGCUUGGUAUCUUUGCUACGCCAUUCUCCCCACACCGAGCAUCUCGGCGAUGCAGAAUGGGAGAAUCUCAUGGAUUUCUGCCUUGCAGCCAUCAAAGUGGAAGACGGGAAUGAGAAUCAGCUCAGCAUUCGCAGCGGUCAUCGUUCUUGCCCGGAAGAGGCACUUGAUGGUAGUGACAGUCCCUCAAGCUCAUUCAGGAUGACCCCAAUCCCGACCCAGAGAGAGAAGUUUAUGGGCGAUAGAAAUAAUAUCGGGGAGACAUUAGCAUGCAUCCAACUGUUGACUGCGAGUCCCAGUGCCCCCGUGCAGGCUGCGGCCGAAAAACUACUCCAGGGCCUGGUGGAGUUCGUCAAGUCGCCAUCCAUGAUGGUUGGAAAUGCUCACCAGCUGGCAUUCAAUAGCAUCAAUACAGUCCUUUCAAAAGUAUUUUUCGAUCAAUCCGAGCUGGUUCGAUCAUCCUUGUUGACCCUGAUCCCGGUAAUCCGACGUCUAUGGACCACCAAAUUCCACAACCUGAAAGACGAGCUCCUCGCUACCUUGAUGCUGUGCGUGGUCAUUCUGGUCGAUUCGGCUGCCAAGAACCCGACUGAAUCAUUGAUGCACUUGAUAGAGAGGUUGGCCGACUCUCUGCAUUCCGAAUAUGUGAAGCGACCUGAGAAAGACCAGUUGCAACUUGACGAUAUUGUCUUUGAUCACACCACGGUAGAUAGCAACACAUCGUUUUAUGGCCCUCGCCUCGGAAAUACCCGCUCGGAACAUGGCUGGACGACUAUGUGGGUAAUUGCAAACCUGUUCAAGCUUUUAGAAACAGUUGCAAACAAAUUACCGAGCUCUGAAUCCGACCACGAAACAUCGCACAAAAGACAGCGAGUCAAUUCAGUGAUGGAAGACAUUGUUCGAGAUGCUACGUCGGCAACUGGCACACGAAGGAUCUGUGCAUUGCAAUUAAUUCCAUUCCUCGAAAGGAACUUGGAUGUUGAAAGAAAGCAGGCUAUUACGCAGCGACUAGUUCCCUGCAUGCUUGAUGAUAGUGCGACUGUAUCUUCUUGGACUAUGUUGGCUCUGACUAGCAUUGCGAAGGGAUCAGACGCGAAAAUAUCCGUUCUAAGGGCCCAUUGGUCACGAGCAAUAGAUCUUACAACCCGUUCAUUCUCCUCAUCUGGCACAUCGCGGGCCGCUUGCAAGUUGACCAGUUCCAUCUUGGAAGCAGAAUUGUUAGAUCACUCGAUAGCGACCGAAACCGUACGAUCGUUGCUCUCGUCUAUAAACUUCAACGGGCCUUCUACUAUUUCUGAUUCAUCCCUAGAGCUGUGGUCAUUGAUUACCCAGAGGAAAGCGCAACUGAACCCCGGUUCAAUCCAAAAUUCUUCUAAACAAGUUUGCAAUUGGUUGAGAGAGGUUUGGACAAUUGGUGCUGUGACAGACCGGAUUCAAAUGGCCAAUAUCGCUAUGUUUGCCCGCCCAUUGGACCUGCUUAAUCUUUUUAUGGCAUGUACGAACCGACCCUUUGAUAUUCCAUGUCUCCCACAAACGGGCCUCUCAGGUAACAUCACCAAGAUCUGGUUCUUCUUUCACGAGAACCGAGGGAUUCUGGAGUAUAUUUACAAUGUCGGAAGCUCCUUUGGACGCUGGAGACCAUGGGACCGAAAUGUGGCGUGGAGUUUGAAGCUGCAGAACCGGGCAGAACCUGAUGAUGAAGUCAUUCUGGAGCUCCUACGAUCGAAAUCGGAGGCAUUUCUCCAAAUUUGGAAGACAAUGACCGAAGAUAAGUCAUAUCAUGUCACUGCUGAUCUUCUCCAAAUCGCAGUCUCGUUCUGUAUCAUCUCUGGUCUUUACGUGGCAUGUAUACCUCCGCAACUGGCCCCAAAGGUGCAAGAAACGCAGCAGAAUUGCCAAAUCCUUUGGUGUGGCAUAUGUGAUUUCCUGGCAGCACAUGGAUCCAACUUCAUGCAGGCGUGCCUUGAACUAUUAUCGCCUAUACUUCCUUCAACGUCAAAUCUCGACGGCCAGUCUGUUGUCUGGGUGGGACUCUUAUCGCUUGUUGCUCCGCUCGCGAACAUACUUGAAACAUUGCGCCAGAAACAGAAAGACCACCGCUUUGCUUCUAAAGACCUCAUGGACUUGGAUGAUCAACUGACAUCAACCGGCGAAGAGCAAUCCGCUGAACAGAUAAUCCUUUCUUUGAAUCGAGAAUCUGUCCCUCUAUUUUCAGAAUCGGUCUCUUUCCAACGCUGUUUGACCAUUCAACUUUCUAUUAUGCUCAGACUACAUCCUGCCACACCCUACAAUGCAUCAUCAAAUCAUUCGAGCCUGGCUGAAUACAUGGCUAGCCUGGAUGAAGCAGACCUCUUAUCUGCGCGCCACGUUCUACCUGAGGCCUACCAUGGCUGUUCGAAAAUGGGGCGAGACGACGUCCUCCGCGUGAUUGAAGAGACUGGAGAGACGUGUCUUCAAUCAUAUGAAAUGGAACGCUGUGAAGCAUCUCAUAGUGUUUGCAUUAGUAUGAUGACCAGCCUUGUUGCAUGUUGGACAGGAACUGAGAGCGAUACCCUGAAUGAUUCAGCCAUGGACCUGUAUACUUGGUUCAUGGAGGUCCUCCUCGCUCGGAAGAGAGCGUCACCCAGGGUUUAUAUCUUGAUGUCUGAAUUAAUACAGGCGGUACUUGAUAUAUGCCCUUCACAUGGUAGUGAGCAAUCGCUUCAAUCACCGCGAACAAGUCUAUUCACAAUUCUCCACGAGGGAGAUGCUCAAGUCAAAUUCAGCGUUGCCAAUUUUAUUCCGACUCUUUUCGAAAGGUUUCUUCUCAGAGAUCACGAUGCGAUAUUCGACGAUGUGUUGGAAAGUCUACCUAGAGAUCCAGAUUGGAUCGAAGGGAUUGCUCUUCGCCUGCUUGUCUUGUCACUGUUGGCUUCUGAAUGGCACACUUUGCUAAGAAGAAGUAUUUACCAUAUGUUUGAAACACCGGCCCAGGUCCCGCUCUCUUUGGAGUAUGCCCGUAAAUGUAUGAAGUUCGUUUCGAGGGCCCGAGGGCUAGAAGACGGCAGACAGCUCUUCCGACUUUUUGCGUCCCAGAUACUCUACACAUGGACAGAGACCCAGGCAAUCACUUCAAUGCCAUUCAGCAUGUUUGGAUAUGGGAGUCUCAGAGAAAUGGUCGCGGACGUGAAAGAAGAACUCGUUGGGCAGAUGAUAAUGCGUGCCAAAGAGUCGGAAACGCAAGAACUCGCAGCUCUUCUCGAAGAGCCCCACCUCAAGCUUCUGGAAACGUCAUUUCACAAAGCAGAAGCUUACAGUGUUGCUCGUGACAUCAGCACUCCACCAGAACAGGGUAGCCAGCCGAAAGGUAUGGAGAUUCGGCUAAGAAAGCUGCUUGGGGCCCCCGGAUUCUUAUUCCAAAUGGAAAGUCAGUUCCCUCAAAUAAUUGCCAACCUCUUCAAGGCGCUUGAUCGAUAUGAUCAGAUUGAGCGAGCAUAUAGCAAACGUUCUGCCUUUCGCUAUGCCCUUGAUAUUCAGAAUCAAAUCGCUAGUAGAUGCAAUCCUCAGAGUUCGUUACCCGCAAACCAGCAGCCAUCUUUUCGAGCUCGUUAUCUCUUGGACGAGCUGGAGUUCAUUUGCAACCGUGCAGGAUUUGAACUCGAGUCAAUAUGGACACCAACUUUGGUCUCGUUCGUGUGCAGGUCCCUUUUGGAGACGAUUCAUCCUGCUUUGGGAUCGCUACAUACGUGUUCUGUCAUUCGAAAGAUCAAGAUUUUGGUUUGUCUGGCUGGCCCAAUAAUACUCGAUGAUUAUCCGCUUGAGAUGCUCUUACAUGCUUUGCGACCAUUCCUUGUUGAUAUCCAUUGCUGCGAAGAUGUCUUGGGCAUUAUUUGGUAUCUCCUGGACGCCGGCAAAGCAUACUUGACCCGGGCUCCCGGGUUCAUGGCAGGGAUCUGUAUAUCCAUACUCGUCACACUCCGCAAGCUUUUCACAUCAUCCCCAGAGAGCACAACACAGGAGAGCCAGUUUAGGACAGUGCUUGCGAACGCGCAAUCAUUCCACCAUUGGCUUUGUGAUCUGAUUAGAGAUUAUGAUUGUUCCAGUUGGAGUGCAGACGGCCAGAAGUCUUUCUCUCAACUUCUCAACUUUGCGCAACAGUUUUCAGUUGUCGCUGAUUCAUCGAAUGGUCAGAAUGAAAAACAUUUGGUUCUCGAGGUGCUGAAAGACCGCGAAUCUGCGCAGCCCUUGCUGAGCAAAUCGAUUGGUGACAAUGUGUUAUCCCUACUGUGCCCUGAAAUUAAGCGGCCGUUGGAAAAGGACGACUUGAAUCUCGAAUCAGCAUCUCACGUUGUUUCCUUAUGGGAUACCGUGGAUAGAUUUGACAGCGGACCCGAGUAUUCUUUAUGGGCGGCUCGGCUUAUCGGACGUUCAUUUGCUGCUACAGGCAAGAUAGACGAAAGCUUGCUAAGGGAGCAAGAAAUCUCGUUCUUCAAGGUAUCUGACAUAAAAGACCAGCUUGACAACCUCUGUCACUCCAAGGCUAGCAUCCUCCAAAUCCUUUGCGAGAAGCUACCCACCCACAAUCAUGUGGAGGCUGGUCUGAUUGAACGUACCCUCCAACUGAUUCUCAACAAGAUUGCUCAGCUUCCAGACUUCCAAGGCUGCGCGGAAGUCAUCCCUGAGUGCUUGAUGAAAGCCCUUAUCUGGAAUCCAUACGCCUGCCCUGAUCUCACCCUCUCGGCAUCAGAGCUCGAAAUUUGUACCAAAGCAGACGCGAGUGUAUGUGGGCUUUCUGUGAUUGACUGGGCUCGCAAUACUUCCCUCCUACUGUGUAAUGUCUCCUUGAAUGAUCCGGUUAUCGGCUCCCUACGCAAGAUUCUUAAUUCGAUUCCUGGAUUGGCUGUGCAGUUACUGCCAUAUAUAGUCCAUGACGUUCUACUCGCAGAAGACAAGAAAGGGCAGAUUCGACAGGAUAUCUCUGAGAUUUUCAAACAAAUACUGCGCGAAGUGCAUGUCGAAACGAUGCCUCAUGCUCGGAGCGUGAUCAAUUGCAUUCUUUACCUUCGCAAUCAACCUGUCCCAGAUGAAUCAACCAUCGUCGAGCGGGAUAUGUGGCUUGAUGUCGAUUUUGGAGAAGCUUCUUCUGCUGCGCAUCAGUGUGGAUUACAGAAGACUGCGCUUCUUUUUCUUGAGAUACAAGCAAGUAGAGUUGUUGCAGGCUCACGUCGUUCAUCUGUUGUGAAAUAUGAACCACCAUUGGACCUUCUCCAUGACAUUUUCAAGAACGUGGAUGAUCCGGACUUGUUUUACGGGAUCCAGCAAAGCUCCUCCCUGACCACUGUUAUGGAAAGAUUAGAGUACGAGAGCUCCGGACUCAAGAAUCUUUUGUUUCAGAGUGCACAGUAUGACAGCGAAAUCCAGGUUUCUGGAAUUGCGAAUCCCUCCGGGGUGCUGAAAGCCUUGAAUGCUGCAAACCUACAGGGAAUUGCCAAUACAAUGCUAACUACCGGAGGGGUAACAAAAGACAUCCCUUUUUCCACGGAUAAUAUGCUUCAAGGAGCAAUGAGCCUGCAACAAUGGGAUGUGCCUGUCUCACCAUUGGAUUCGUCUCCGUCAGCCACAGUGUUUCGUGCAUUCCAAAGCCUCAACACCUCGUCUUCUCUACCAGAAGUAUUUGAUUGUAUUGAGAAAUGUCUUUUGACGACUCUAAACUCCUUGACCGACACUGGGCGGUCCGCAAUCCAGAUCAGAAAAACCAUGCGUGCCCUGGGCAUUAUGACAGAGAUGAAUGAUGUGAUUCAGUCAUCAUCCUCUGAUGAGAUGACGAAUGAGUGGAAGCGGAUUCAAGAUAGCAGCAGCUGGCUGAAAACCGAAAGUUAUCACGAGGUUGGAGAGGUUCUGAGUUGGCACGAGGCAUUAUUCUCUUCAAUCAGGAAAAGUGACCUGCUGAAGUCAACAACCAAGAUGAACAUUGCGGAAGCACGCCUACUUGAAGCACUCGUAUUUCGUCAAUCCCUUGAAAUCACUAGGAAGCAUGCCGUGCCACAGGCAUCUUUGAAAUCAGCAAUCAGCCUCUCAAGGCUGGCUGAACCAUCUGCUCAACUGGGGAUGAACAUUGAUGCGGCAAUCAAGUUUGAUCUCGCUAAUGUGCUCUGGGACCAGGGGGAGAUGACUGCAUCCAUUCGAAUGCUGCAACAUCUGAAAGGCCAGGGUGAUUUACACAAGCAAGCGAUUCCACUUAGCCGCCCCGAAUUACUUGUCACUUUGGGUCAUCAUGUCGCCGAAGCACGCCUGGAGAAGCCAGAAUCGAUCCUUCAAGAUUACCUCUCUCCCGCAGUCAGAGAACUGAAAGGUGAAUCCGCAGGAGAAACUGCUGGGAGAGUGUAUCAUGGAUUCGCAUCUUUCUGUGACCAGCAGCUCCUGAACGCUGACGGACUGGAAGACUUCAAGCGAGUGGAACAACUGCGAGAUCGUAAAGAGAAAGAGCUUAGAGGCCUCGAGGAUAUGAUGAAAAAUGCAGAGGGUCGGGAAAAGGACUCUUUGAAAGUUUUUCGUUCAAAGGCAAAGCAAUGGUUCGAUCUUGAUGAUCGCGAAUACCAGCGUUUGCUCCGAAGUCGAGAAGCCUUCUUGCAACAGUGCCUUGAGAACUAUCUCCUUGCCUUGCAAGAGAGUGAUACUUACCACAACGAUAUCCUCCGAUUCUGUGCGCUCUGGCUAGACAAGUCUGAUAGCAAGAUUGCCAAUGUGGCCGUCUCUAAACAUCUCCAUGAAGUGCCGAGCUAUAAAUUCGCGCCACUCAUGAAUCAGCUCUCUUCUCGCCUACUUGAUGUCUCCGAUGAAUUCCAGGCGCUUCUUGAUGGGCUCGUGUACAAGAUUUGCGUUGAACACCCAUUCCACGGCAUGUAUCAGAUAUUUGCCAGUAGCAAGUCCAAGGGAGGAAAAGAUCCUUCAUCUCAUUCUCGAUUCCGUGCCGCAAACCAGCUUGUGGAUCGUUUAAAGAACGAUAGUAAGAUGGGACCGACCUGGGUGGCGGUUCAUAAUAUGAAUAUCACCUACGUCCGCUUUGCAGUCGAGAAGCCAGACCCCAAAUUCAAAACAGGUGCCAAAAUUCCUCUGAAGAAACUUCCCACUGGAGAGCGUCUUGGACAAGAUGUACUCACAUACAGAUUACCACCGCCAACUAUGAAAAUUGAGCUCCGGCGAGAUCGAGAUUAUAGCAAGGUCCCUACGGUUGCUAAGUUUUCCUCUGAAUUCACACUUGCAUCUGGUGUUAGCGCUCCCAAGAUUGUUACAGCCGUCGCAACCAAUGGUGUCCGUUAUAAGCAACUGUACAAAGGAGGAAAUGAUGACCUUCGUCAAGACGCGAUCAUGGAACAAGUUUUUGAGCAAGUCAGCAGUGUUCUGCAUGAUCACCAGCCAACCCGCCAGCGAAAUUUAGUAAUCAGGACCUACAAGGUGUUGCCGUUGACCCUCCACGCAGGCAUAAUCGAAUUUGUCCCUAACACUAUACCCCUGCACGACUAUCUGAUGCCUGCACAUCAACGUUAUUUCCCCAAGGAUAUGAAGCCCAGUGCCUGUCGAAAACAUAUCGCCGACGUGCAGAAUCGAUCGUUUGAGCAACGAGUGAGGACGUACCGUCAAGUGACAGAGCACUUCCAUCCAGUGAUGAAAUAUUUCUUCAUGGAGAAGUUCAACAACCCUGAUGACUGGUUCAGCAAACGCCUUGCUUAUACCAGAAGUACUGCCGCAAUCUCUAUUCUCGGUCACAUCUUGGGACUUGGUGAUCGGCACGGACACAACAUCUUGUUGGAUGAGAAGACAGGUGAAGUAGUGCACAUUGAUCUGGGCGUUGCAUUUGAACAAGGGCGAAUUCUUCCCGUUCCAGAAGUCGUGCCUUUCCGACUGACUCGGGAUCUUGUCGACGGGUUUGGUAUCACCAAGACAGAGGGCAUCUUCCGGCGAUGCUGUGAAUUUACUUUGGAAGCACUCCGACAAGAGUCAUAUAGUAUUAUGACUAUUCUUGAUGUGCUUCGUUAUGAUCCAUUGUACAGUUGGACUGUGUCGCCGCUGCGAAUGAAGAAGAUGCAGGAUAACCAGGAAGCGGGUGACGGGCUUCCUGUUUUGCCAGGAACAACGGAUCAAUCCCCGUCAAAUGAACCAAGCGAGGCUGACCGGGCUUUAACAGUGGUGGCAAAGAAAUUGAGUAAGACACUCAGCGUGACUGCAACUGUUAAUGAGCUUAUCCAGCAGGCAACGGAUGAGAGGAAUCUUGCUAUGCUGUAUUGUGGUUGGGCCUCGUACGCAUAA
Messenger RNA from Penicillium longicatenatum, 8685 nucleotides. It is a transcript of the gene atmA, whose product is annotated as DNA-binding protein kinase TEL1. Gene Ontology annotation, biological process: DNA repair. The coding region runs from base 1 to 8685 and encodes 2894 amino acids. The record is from RefSeq and is a predicted model, not a curated record. Gene Ontology annotation, molecular function: protein binding; protein serine/threonine kinase activity. The transcript has 9 exons. NCBI's taxonomy places the organism in Eukaryota, Fungi, Ascomycota, Eurotiomycetes, Eurotiales, Aspergillaceae.